Messenger RNA from Guyanagaster necrorhizus, 487 nucleotides. RefSeq lists its product as uncharacterized. The coding region runs from base 79 to 243 and encodes 54 amino acids. Lineage: Eukaryota; Fungi; Basidiomycota; Agaricomycetes; Agaricales; Physalacriaceae. The transcript has 2 exons. The record is from RefSeq and is a predicted model, not a curated record.
GACGUUGUUCGCGAUGAACACCCCAAUAACACAUUUGUAGAUAUGUUAUCAAGCGGCCCAUCGGGGUCAACGACAGCAAUGACAGGACCCUCGUACCCUCAGCUUCCAUGGUGGAUCGUGCCCACUGGGCUCCCUCCACUGCUCCACAACCCAUGCCCGGUCGUCGCCACUACAACCCCGAGCUGGCUCACUGGCACCAACGGAGAGUCGUCGGUUAUAUUCAUGCCCCAUGCGCAUAUGUAGCGACGUCCAGUUGUAUUUGUUCGAAGUCUGCAAGCCCGUCAGUUCGAAGUACGUUUUGUGUUAGAUGUGUCGACGAGCAGAGAUAACGGUGCGAUUCGCCGACUCGUCUUCCUGUCAUUGGCUGCUCUUCGUCAGAGGGAAGUCAUAAAACAAUGUCACUUAUGGCAGCAGCAAUGAACAGGCAGAAGGCAUUGUUGCCAGUAGCGGGCUCACGUAUUUGCUGGCAGUGGUGGUCGAGAGGAAG